AGCUCCCUUUGCAGGAUGUUCCAAGUUGUGCCCGACGACACAAUUCGGGACUAUUUGCUGAACUAUGACAGUUCCGGAUGACCACUAGCCACACCCGCCGCAACGUAAGGAAGGCCGUGGUUUCACUACACCGCCACAGAUGGGCCGUUGAUCAUCGUGUCAGCCACAAGUGGCUACUAGUGAACCAUAGCGCAGUCGUCCAAUCAUCAUGCAGCAUGUCUCGUCCCACGCAUCCCGAGGCAUGGAACCUACAGGAGGAAGUAGCGCCGAUCGAUCUUGCAUUGCAUUGCAGAAACACUCAACGAUUGGUGUCUGAAAAAGCAAUCAUCCCCGAUGACCACCAUCUUGAUCUUGUCGAUGAUGAAAUGAGAUUCGAUGAUCUCAAUACCAGCGGGAGUCACGGCUUCGCGUGUGACCGGAACUCCGUCUAUUGAUCGGGUUAAAUUUCAGGAACGUAAACAUGACAUACUGCACACUUAUCUCACUGCAUGACAAACCCGUAUUCCGCGAAGUGCGAGGGAUCAGCACGAUAAGUGCAAUGCAGAAACUACAUGUCACCAUUUCAGACAUGGAGCCCUGAUGGUGAAGACCCCAGGGUCUAGAUCUUGCAC
Molecule: messenger RNA, 611 nt
Organism: Aspergillus neoniger CBS 115656
Lineage: Eukaryota; Fungi; Ascomycota; Eurotiomycetes; Eurotiales; Aspergillaceae
Exons: 1
Coding region: 78-434 (118 amino acids)
Source: RefSeq, a predicted model, not a curated record